AACAACAGCAACAGCAACAACAACAGCAGCAACAGCAGCAACCGUUCACGCAACCACCGGCGCCACCUUACGGUCAACAACGACCAAUAAGGCCGUCCCUUCUCGGUUACGGUGGGUUUAGCGAAGGCUACGGUCAGCCCGGUUUAAAGCCGACACCGCCACCGAUACCUUCCCCGCAAGGUGUGAUGGGACCUCCAGGGAUCUCUGUACAGCAACAGCUCAUGCAGUCCGUACGAUCUCCGCCACCCAUUCGAUCUCCUCAACCGAAUCCUUCACCGCGACCGGUUCCAUCCCCGCGCAACCAACCAGUUCCUUCGCCUCGAUCGGGGCCGGUGCCAUCACCUCAUCAUCAUCCGCCACACGGCACGCCAACGCAUUCGCCGGCUCACGAGCUCGGCGGCCCUAGCGAGAUGAUGCUUUCACAGCUGAACGGCGGCACGGGAGCGCCAACGGGUCAUCCGGGCGCAAUGCCCCAUCAUCCAUCGCCGGCCCCGCCGCCGACCAGUGGUGCGGACUCCAGUGAAGUGACGCCGAUGACUCCGCAAGACCAACUCUCGAAAUUCGUCGAAGGAUUGUAGUGACUGUUAGUGAAGAGUCGGUCGAUGCUACAAGUGACUACGUAAAUAUAAUCGGUCGAACGGAUGGCUGAUGUUCGGCGCCGUUCCCACCGUUCGAAGGACGGUCGAUGUUGCAGCUUCGGACCCCACCGCCGCCAUGAGGCGGCGGAAGGGUGUGCAACCCCAAUCCGUUCUUCUGCUGCGUUCCUAGCUUCGUGGAGAUCAAGGUACCCCGCCGAUCACACACGUCCCGGUGCGACGGACGAGAGUCAGAGUACCUAUUCCCCCCUCCAACACUGAGAUUGGUGCGACCAAAUUAAUCCGGACGACGACGCGUGUUCCCUCUUUUUAUCUCCGAGUUAAGGGUGCGGGAGCGAUAACAGCGUGAUGUGGUGCUGCUGCUUUAGGAGACGCUCUCCGCGAUAAUGCUACAGUUGGCUCAAUGGACACACUUUGAACUUCUUACGUUACUCUGUACUGUUCGUACCUCAACCUCUUGACUCCUCUUCAUCGUCAUAUCCCCCGUGACUCCCAUGCCACCCCCCCUCCCUCCCUCCCUGAAACUCCCGUAAUCGAGAACCGGUGGAAAGUCGUGAACAAUUCGAUACCGAAACUACAUGUAAAAUCAAGAGAGAGAGAGAGACUAUCGAUACGUCCUACCCUGUACACACACAUAUACAUACACAUAUACCUGCACACACUCUUGAAUGAGACGAACUGAAAUUCGUACACACACGAAAAUUUGGCAAUAUCGAAAGAUCACACGCCGCCAUACAUUGAGAAAAUCAUCAACUCCCGUUCUUACGCAAUCCCCUUACCCCUGUGAACACACGCAUCCAGGCAUACAGAGAGAAAGAGAGAAUAGCAAGUGAGAUUGAGCGAGAUUACAUCCAAAACACACGACCUUUUUCAUCUUUACCACCUUCCCCUCGCUGCUGCUCGUGCAGGCUGAGUGAAAUCGUACAAAUGUGUUGUGUAUACUUAACGUUAAUUAAUAAUUAAUAGUUCAAAUACUAUUAGCGUAGCAAUUAUAUGCAGUUAUUAUAUACCACUAUUAUUAUUAUUAUCGUGACGAGAUGCAAAAGUAUAUAUAUAUAUAUCAUAUAUAUAUACACACAAACGAAAAAGGUGAUGAAUAUCUGAGGAUCGUAUGAAAGGGAGAAGGAGAGAGAGAUCGCGCGCGCGUGAGAGAAAAAGAGAGAGAG
Molecule: messenger RNA, 1762 nt
Organism: Nomia melanderi (Alkali bee)
Lineage: Eukaryota; Metazoa; Arthropoda; Insecta; Hymenoptera; Halictidae
Source: RefSeq, a predicted model, not a curated record